UGUAGCUGAUGAUUGACAUCAGAAUGGACGAAUUAGAAGACCGUUUUCGCGGAAGGGGACGGGUCCAGUCGUUCAGGGCCGUGAUAGAUCGGCAAUCAACGUGAGCUUCGGAGUAAGACGUCGGUUUUUGCGUUUAGCUUGAACAUCUCAGAAAUUGUUCUCCAAGGAGGGCGGUUUUGGACUCCGAAAUAGACCCCCAAUCUGUCCCGGAAGGUGUGCGUGAGCUCCGGGCACUGUGACCCUGCUCCCGGGUGCUUCUUUCCAGUCUCCGUAGCUCGCAGCGCAAUCGCUUCGUUUACGUUUCAGUGCGACCAGUGCUGUGUUUAUGUCUUUGUUUGACGAAGUCAGUGAAUACCUGGACGACAGGAGCGCCGGAUGGGAAAGAGCUGUUGCAGAGCUGUGGGAAGCUGUUUUGGGGAAACUUAGCCUACGAGUGCGGGACCUACAGCCUCGGUGGCGAGACUCUUUUCAUGUCAGAGACCGAGUGCUGGUGCAGUUGUUUAUGUCCUCCGCCCUGCUGCUCACAGGAGACACCAAAAAGCUCCAGCUCGAGUUCUUGUCUUGCUGAUAGAUCUCGCAAAAGGUCAAAAUGUCUGUCAACGUGAACCGCAGUGUGUCAGACCAAUUCUACCGGUAUAAAAUGCCCCGUCUGAUUGCUAAGGUGGAGGGUAAAGGGAAUGGCAUUAAGACGGUCAUAGUCAACAUGGUCGACAUCGCAAAGGCAUUGAACAGGCCUCCAACAUAUCCCACCAAGUUCUUUGGCUGCGAGCUGGGUGCCCAGACUCAGUUUGACACAAAGAAUGACCGUUACAUCGUUAAUGGGUCUCACGAGGCGAACAAGCUGCAGGACAUGCUGGAUGGAUUUAUCCGCAGAUUUGUGCUGUGCUCAGAGUGCGACAAUCCUGAAACUGAUCUGCAUAUCAACCCAAAGAAGCAGACCAUAGCCAUCUCCUGCAAGGCCUGUGGCUACCGUGGUAUGCUGGACACAAGGCAUAAGCUCUGCACAUUCGUCCUGAAGAAUCCACCUGAGAGCGACACCGGAUCUGUCAAAAAAGAGAAGGAGAAAAAGAACCGCAAGAAGGACCGGGAGAGCUCCAAUGGUGGCGAAACAGGAAAUAAUGAGAUUAAUGCCCCAGAUGUGGUGCAGGAUGGAGAUGAUGAUGAUGAUGACUGGGCUGAAGAGACCACAGAGGAGGCACAGCGACGUAGGAUGGAAGAGAUCAGCAAUCAUGCCAAGAAUCUGACCUUAAGUGAUGAUCUGGACAAGACUUUGGAGGAACGAGUCAAUUUGUUCUACAGUUUUGUCAAGCAAAAGAAGGACAGUGGUACUAUUGGUUCCGCUGAUAAGGAAAUCCUGGCAGAGGCUGAGCGCCUGGACGUGAAGGCAAUGGGCCCACUGAUCCUGAGCGAGCUGCUCUUUGAUGAGAACAUCCGUGACCAGAUCAAGAUGUACAAGCGCCACUUCUUGCGGUUCUGUCAUGACAACAAGAAGGCUCAGAAGUACCUGCUGGGUGGCUUCGAGUGUGUGGUAAAGCUGCACCAGGCCCAGCUGCUGCCACGCAUUCCCAUCCUGCUGAAAGACAUGUAUGAUGCCGACCUGCUGGCUGAAGAUGUCAUCUUGGCCUGGGCCGAAAAGGUGUCCAAAAAGUACAUCUCUAAGGAGCUUGCUAAAGAGAUCCAUGCCAAAGCAGCUCCCUUUAUCAAGUGGCUGAAGGAGGCUGAGGAGGAGUCCGAGGGCAGUGAGCAGGAGGAAGAUGUGGAGAAUGUGGAGGUUGUUUACUCCUCCUCGGCCCGUGAGCUGAAGAUGGAGACGGUGAAACCAGAGGAGCUGGACAAGGAGGAUUAUGACAUUGACAUUGAUGCCAUUUAGGCAACUUGAUCAGAGCUGUGCAGAGCCCCCGCUUGUUUCAGUAGCACCCCUAUUUUUAAUUGUCCUUUAGUGCCUAGGAAUGCUGGAAUGUAGUUGAGGGAGGAGGGUAGAGCGAUUGUGCUUGCUGUUCUGUCUGCAGUGACUAAAUGGGCUUGCUUCUCUGGAUUCUGGCCUGUGAUUUUUCUCCUCCGCAAAAUAGUUUGUGGCACUUGAGACAUACUCUAAGUUGUGUAAACAGAGUAUAUUUAUAUCAUUGAUCAGACAUAUGCUUGCUUGCACAUUGUAAUUUGCCAAUAAGUUUAUUCAAUAAAACAAAACAAAGUGUU
Messenger RNA from Brienomyrus brachyistius, 2196 nucleotides. RefSeq names its product eukaryotic translation initiation factor 5-like. The transcript has 12 exons. Lineage: Eukaryota; Metazoa; Chordata; Actinopteri; Osteoglossiformes; Mormyridae. Gene Ontology annotation, cellular component: cytosol. Gene Ontology annotation, biological process: formation of cytoplasmic translation initiation complex; formation of translation preinitiation complex; translational initiation. The coding region runs from base 590 to 1870 and encodes 426 amino acids. Gene Ontology annotation, molecular function: translation initiation factor activity; eukaryotic initiation factor eIF2 binding; GDP-dissociation inhibitor activity. The record is from RefSeq and is a predicted model, not a curated record.